CAGAAGCCACUGUCAGCGCGGAAGACGUCUCUUCGACGUCACAGUCAGAGUACUCGAAGCCUCUGGUACUUUCGUAUCCGCGGACACUCCGCCUCCUGUGAGUGAAGUGUACCAGGAAACACUCGGCUCAGAAGUGAAACACACCGUCACACACUUGCUGGACUGAAUUGUAACCUCAGAGGAGCCUCGAAGAAACAUGUCAGCCACCAUCACUGCCUUCGUCCUGACUCUUUCUACACUUUGCCGACCCACAGAGUUAUUGGGAAUCCUCAGCAGCCCCACAAAUGUCCACUUGACCUCCGACAACAUGAACCUGGUCCUAAGGUGGAAUCCACCUAAAGGGGUAUCCAACAACCUGGUUUACAGAACUGAGUACAGAACUUCUAUCACACCCUACACAGUAGGGUGUGUGAACAUCUCCACCCUUGAAUGUGACCUCAUCAAUCCAUUCAUUACUGAGAGUGGAAAGUAUACUGGCAGAGUGCGGGCACAAUUGGGCUCAGAGAGUUCUGCCUGGGUGGAAAGUAACAACAUUACCUUGGACAAAGAAAGUGAGUAGAAAUGCUGUGUGUCA
Molecule: messenger RNA, 574 nt
Organism: Paralichthys olivaceus (Japanese flounder)
Lineage: Eukaryota; Metazoa; Chordata; Actinopteri; Pleuronectiformes; Paralichthyidae
Source: RefSeq, a predicted model, not a curated record